Messenger RNA from Oryctolagus cuniculus (rabbit), 2645 nucleotides. RefSeq names its product diphthamide biosynthesis 3 (gene DPH3). Gene Ontology annotation, biological process: protein histidyl modification to diphthamide. The record is from RefSeq and is a predicted model, not a curated record. Lineage: Eukaryota; Metazoa; Chordata; Mammalia; Lagomorpha; Leporidae. Gene Ontology annotation, molecular function: metal ion binding.
CACUGCCUAUGCGCCGGAAGUAUUCCUGCGCCGAUCCGUGGUGCGGACCGGAAACAUUAUAGGGGCCGGCGCCCCAGAAGUCAGACGGAAGUGGUUUGGGACUGGUCAUGAAGUAGUUGUUUGCCGGCCCCAGUGACCAUGGCGGUGUUUCACGACGAAGUGGAGAUCGAGGACUUCCAAUAUGAUGAGGACUCGGAGACGUAUUUCUAUCCCUGCCCUUGUGGGGAUAACUUCUCCAUCACCAAGGAAGAUCUGGAGAAUGGGGAAGACGUGGCAACGUGCCCUAGCUGCUCUCUCAUUAUAAAAGUGAUUUAUGACAAAGAUCAGUUUAUGUGUGGAGAAACAGUCCCAGCCCCAUCAACCAACAAAGAAUUGGUUAAAUGCUAAUGAAGCCUUCAGGAAAGCAAACCCUGAGAGCUGGGCCAGAGCCACGAUGGAAACAUCAGACGCACAAAACACAAGCGCUCCUGGACAGGGAUUCUUUCCUAGUGCUGACUUCGCCGUCAAAUAAAGAGCCAGUCCGCAGCAUGACAUAGCUGGAUUUCGUGUGAGAACCCUGAAUUGGAAGUAUUCUUAAUUGUCCAUCUGGAUUUCAGGGAAGAUAAUUUCAAAUCAGUGCUUUCUUUCCCUCAGUUUCAUCAUUUUUAUAUGUGAAGCCUGAUAACUGUCAGCUACCUCAUUCAUUAGCAUUCCCUGAAAAAAGGGGACUGUAUUUUUAAUGUGGCUAUUAAGAGAAUUAAAAUUAGCCCUUCCUUUGAAAUUUGACAUCAAUCUGCUGUUCUAAAUUUAAGAAAAUUCAUUUUUCCUGUCAGCAUGCUGGAUCACACGUCCAGCCCAUCUCCUCUGUUACCAUUGUUACUGCGUUCACACUCUGAUCAGCCUGCUUUUUUGUUGCACUUUAUGCACAGAGUUUGUUCAUAAUUUCUCUAGAGCUAAAAGAGAAUUCCAAAGUGAAAUCGUCAGACGAUUUGGAGUUUCCUUACAUUCUACAUGUUCCUUGAAAAGACAACAAAAACAAAAGCCCCUAAAGGAAGGGACAUUGGUAAUAGAAUGAGGAAAGCAGAACAUGCCAACCUAGUAGUGAAAUGCUAAAACGAUUUUUGCCAGAUCAGAGCAGAUACUCUUAGAUCUGGGUUUUUGUGUGAAUUUUAGAUAGGGCUGAUGUGAUUGUGUUUUGGGUGUGGGUGGGGUUGAUGUCUUCAUGGCUGGCUGCAGUCAUUUCAGUGUAUCACAGUGUCAGCUCACUGCUACUGGAAGGGAAAGCCUACGACAGAGCCUGAGUUUGGAAAUGGAAGGCCUGGUGCAAACAGAUAAGCUCGCACAGGCACCUCAGGUUAGCCUGUGUGACACGCAAGCAGACCAGACAUGCGCUUCAGCAGGGAACUAUUGCUGGGAGAAAAGAACUGUGUAAAGAUAAGCUGUCAGUCUGUGCUGAGAGUAGCAAGAAAUUAGGAUCACCUAGAAAUUAGAAAAUUCCCUUGAUAUAAAUAUAUUCCAGCUUUAUAAAUACAAUAUUAAAAAUUCCUGGCAGGUGGUUUUGGAAGUGACUUGUGCAGUUACAAAAACAGCUUGCUAGAAUGUGUGUGUUUUACUGGUUGGUACAUGUGCUGCACAUACUAAUUGGAGUGGCCAGUUUUUCCCUGGCAACAGGGUGGCUGUGUACAACCUUUAGGCCAAGACUUAACUAAAGCACCAGAAAUGGAUGCUGUGAGUGCCUGGUACGUUAGACGGCAUAUUCUUGGUGUGGUGAGAGACUGCAUUGCCGUUUAGGACACAGACACCCUGGAAGUCGUCUACACUGCUUUGCAAAGAAAACAGUGACUGCUCAGAUGACCAGCAGAAGAUACGUGCCAUCUCUGGUGGGAACGAGCUGCAGAGAGAAAGGAACUAUGCCAUGCUCCUGUUGAUGGUUGUGUAGUCGCUGUUAACCUGAUAACUGUUGAUGAAUUGCACAGAACAGAUACCUCUGAUGUAGCUCUUUGGAGCGUAAAAGAACAGAAAGAAAAGGUGCCCAAGUCCAAACACCCCAGUUGGAGAGAAACGAACAGCACUGGCAGCCUGUGGUCAGGGACCCACUGCAGUAACUGGGAUGAUCUCGUUUCUGAAGCAGCGGAAACAUCCAUUUUGUGGAUGACCAAAGACCCCAUGGGAAUUAAUCCUGUGUGUAGCAGAAAGUUACACUCAGUGUGGCUCGAGGCCCGUGUGGUGUGUGUGCCUUGUUUAGCCCAACAGACAUUUCUGGAGCACCUCAGAACUGGUUAGUGAUCGCGGCUCCACCUCUUAGCUGCUUCGUAGUCUGGCAAGGCUGGUGGAUUCGCAUCUGUACAAUUAGGGGCCUGGAUCGGGUCCUUUCUCAGCAGCCAGUCUCAGGCUUGCUAGUUUGCAGAAACUGAAAUGGCAAUGGAGACCUUUUAUAAAGAAACGAAAUCAUGAAUUAUGGAGGGCACUCCACUCUGGUAGCUUGGUAUUACCACACUUUUCAGUGUAAAUUUAUAAGAUCAAUGACUUAAAGGAUUUUAUAUACACUUUUGUAUAUACAUUGAGAAGCAUUUUUCUUGGAAAGCACCCAACCCUGGUCCUAACUGUACUGAUAUUUAUUACUAGGAUAAAUUCUAUUGGCCUGUAAAAUAAAGUCAUAUAGCUCA